GCCUUGCUGCUGCAGGCAGGGCAUAGUGUGAACUCAGGAAAUGGAAACAAAGCCUGUCCCACUGCCCGGAGGGAGCCAUGGCUGCAGCGAGCCCCGUGGAAAGUCUCCAGGAGGAAGCGACAUGUCCCGUCUGUCUGGAGUAUUUCACAGACCCUGUCACUCUGGAGUGUGGGCACAAUUUCUGCCGAGCCUGCAUCGCCCAGUGCUGGGAGGGACCCGACACAGCUGCCUCCUGCCCUCAGUGCAGAGAAACUGUGCAACAGAGAAACCUCAGGCCCAACAGGCAGCUGGCAAAUAUCCUAGAAAUCGCCAAGCGGCUGAGUUUCCAGGCAGCGAAGGGAGCAGGAGGGGGCGGGGUGUGUGGGGAACACCAGGAGGCUCUGAAACUGUUCUGUGAAGAGGAUCAAACCCCCAUCUGUGUGGUGUGCGACAGAUCCCGGGCUCACCGCGCUCACAGGGUGGUUCCCAUACAGGAAGCUGCCCAGGAGUACAAGGAAAAAAUACAAGCCCAUUUGAAGACUCUGAGGGAAGAGAGAGAAAAGCUGCUGGGAUUGAAAGUGACUGGAGAGAAGAGAAGCCAGGAGUAUCUGAAACAGACAGAAACCGAGAGGCAGAAGAUUGUGUCUGAAUUUCAGCAACUGCGGCAGCUCUUGGAGGAACAAGAGCGACUCCUGCUGGCCCAGCUGGAAAAGCUGGACAAGGAGAUUGUGAAGAUACAGAAUGAAAAUAUCACCAAACUCUCAGAGGGGAUUUCCCAUCUCAGUGAGCUGAUCCGUGAGAUGGAGGGGAAGUGUCAGAAGCCAGCAAGUGGAUUCCUGCAGGAUGUCAGAAGCACCUUGAGUAGGUGUGAGAAGGGGAAGUUCCAGCAGCCAGAGGAGAUUUCUCCUGAACUGGAAGAGCGAGUCAGCGAUUUCUCCCAGAAAACUAUUGUGCUAACGGAGACUCUGAGGAAAUUCAAAGACACUCUGCCGUCUGCACUGGAGACACAAAUUGGGGAAUCCCUAGGAGCACACAGACAGGCGAAUGUGACUCUGGAUCCAGACACGGCUCAUCCCCACCUCGUCCAGUCUGAGGGUGGGAAAAGUGUGAGAUGGGGAGACAUGCGGCAGCGACUGCCCAACAACCCUGAGAGAUUUGACACUGAGCACUGUGUGCUGGGCUGUGAGGGAUUCACCUCGGGGAGACAUUGCUGGGAGGUGGAGAUCGGGGGUGGGCAACGCUGGGCUGUGGGGGUGGCCAGAGAGUCUGUGGGGAGGAAGGGACGGAUCAGCCUUAGCCCUGAGCGAGGGAUCUGGGCUGUGGGGCAGUGGGGGGAUCAGUUCUGGGCUCUCACCUCCCCUGUGACCCUCCUGUCCCGGAGCCGGGCCCCCAGCAGGAUCCGGGUUUGUCUGGACUGUGGCCGCGCGCAGGUGACAUUUAUCGAUGCUGGUGACGAGGCCCCGAUCUUCACUUUCCCGCCGGGCUCCGUCCCUGGGGAGAGAAUCCGCCCCUGGCUCGGGGUGGGGCCGGGAUCCCGGCUCCGACUGUGCCCCUGAGACCCACAGCAAAGGGGGAACCGGAAAUCAGCCUCUCUAGCCUUACAGACCCCAGUCUCUAUGAGGGGAAGGAAUGGAGCAGCCAUGGGGGAUGAUCUGUAACAGGGAGGGGAGGAGAGUGGGAGAGACACAGGAAACUAAACGGAUUCAAAGUGAGGGUUAGAAAAAUGAACAGAAAAGGCGAGUAUGAAAAGAAAGGGAACAGAGAGAUUUAUGACAUGUUACUGAAAGUGAGACUGUAAUUUAUUAAUUCCCUGUAUUAAUUCCUGGCCAUUGGUGCUAUUUUGGUGCCAUUAAGAAAACUGUUCUCGUAGCUGGGGAUCUCCUUGCCAUGCUGUGGUUAUUAAGGCUCCUUCUCGGCUCCUUUUACUUACCACCUUUAGUUACUUACUGUAAAUAAAACAUUACAAACAAUUCUUCUUGUUUGUUCCACUUGAAUGUCCCAGCUGCAGUUGUCGGGGGCAGAGCCGUGGGAUUUGCUUCUUGACUUGGUUGUGUCCCCCUAGACCCCACAGGGAAUAUCGCACCUCUAGGAGGAGAGUUUGGGGUUUUACUGGGAUGUGUUACUCUCCAGCCUGUGCUCUGUCUCUGUCCUGUGCAUGCCCAUGUCAAUCUGGAAUUGCUCAGCUGUGCACUGCGGAGAGGUGACUGGUUGCACAGCGUGCAAUCCAUGAAGGGACUUGGUGUUGCAAUGCUGAGCGUCACAGGGCCCAGUUUGUAGGCAACCAGAAAAUCACACUCUGCAAAGCUGAGUCAGGGGCCUGAACCCCCUAGACAAUGCGUGGGCAUCACCUUACAGUG
This is a messenger RNA of Chelonia mydas (Green sea turtle), 2336 nucleotides long. Its product is annotated as zinc finger protein RFP-like. Lineage: Eukaryota; Metazoa; Chordata; Testudines; Cheloniidae. The transcript is spliced from 7 exons. Bases 78 to 1535 code for a protein of 485 amino acids. Gene Ontology annotation, molecular function: zinc ion binding; protein binding. The record is from RefSeq and is a predicted model, not a curated record.